ACCAGCAAAAUUAAAAAGAAAUUAAUUCCUUUCCCAAAAAUAUAAUUUCCAUUUUAUUCUUUCCCUAUAUAAUAUAUGCACUACCACGCCUUUUGCAUCCCCCAUUACAAUACCCCAAAAUAACAUUUGAUCACAAAAAUAGAAACCCAUCCAUAAUUUCCAUUUUUGUAUCCCUUCUCAUGUUCUCUCCAUCAAAAAAACUCCAUCCAUGUUAAAGAAAAUAUAUAAAAAUAUGGACUAGGGUUUGCUCGAGUUUGUUUGUCUAGCUAGGGAGAAAAUUUGCAGGAAAAAGGGAAGAGAAAGAGUAAGUGAUUAAUCAAGUGAGAGUGUGUUUGAUAGAAAAAUGGGGAGAGGUAGGGUUCAGCUGCGGCGGAUCGAGAACAAGAUUAGCAGGCAAGUAACGUUUUCCAAGCGUCGAACGGGGCUGCUGAAGAAGGCUCAUGAGAUCUCAGUUCUAUGUGAUGCUGAGGUGGCUUUGAUUGUCUUCUCCAACAAAGGAAAACUGUUUGAGUACUCCACUGAUUCCAGCAUGGAGAGGAUCUUGGAACGAUAUGAACGAUAUUCAUAUGCAGAAAGACAGCUUCUCCCUAAUGAUUCUGAGUCACAGGCAAACUGGUCCAUUGAAGUUCCCAAGCUGAUGUCAAGGAUUGAAGCUUUACAAAGGAACAUAAAGCACUUUAUGGGAGAAGAGCUUUCUCCCCUGAGUCUCAGAGAGCUCCAACAUUUGGAGCAACAGAUUGAUACCGCUCUUAAGCGCAUCCGAUCUAGAAAGAAUCAAGCAAUGCAUGAAUCCAUCUCAGAACUGCAGAAAAAGGAAAAGUCAUUGCGAGAACAGAAUGAUACCUUAGCGAAGAAGGUACAUCUGAAGGAAAACGAGCAGCAACACCUUGGCCAAGGCUCAUCACCGCAGUUCAUUCAACCACCACCACCGCAGCCAACAGCAACACUGCUAUUCCCUUCUUUAACCAUAGGUGGGAGUUUCCAACCUAAUGAAGAAGCAGAAGGGACGUCAAGGCCGAAUAAUACGCUUAUGCCACCAUGGAUGGUUCGCCAUGUGAACGGCUAGAGAAGGGAUAUGAAUCAAGACUGAGACAUCAACGAUUCAAAAAUAUAUACAUGAGUUGAUGUCAAAUUAUCUAGCAUAUAGCUACUAGAUUAUCUACAUACUUUAUGCAAUGUGAAAACUCUUAAUAUUAUUUAAGGUGAAAUAUAUAAACUCUUUCUAA
Messenger RNA from Rubroshorea leprosula, 1226 nucleotides. NCBI's taxonomy places the organism in Eukaryota, Viridiplantae, Streptophyta, Magnoliopsida, Malvales, Dipterocarpaceae. The record is from the annotation of a GenBank genome assembly.